UAAAAGCCCCGGCCUGGGCCGGCGGCUUAGGCUUCGCAAAAUCAUGGGCCAGGCCAAAGCCCUACGCAAGCCGUGACUUUGGCCUGGCUAGGCCUGGCUCAAUGGGGGCAGGCUUUGGCUGGCUCACGGCCCAAAGCCGGGCCAUGCACAUCACUAACCUCGAGGCAAGAACAAUCCGCCUCGAUGAGUUAUUUUAAUUUUUAAACCCACGAUCUUAACAACGGCUGGGUCUGGUUGGGUAUUUGUGAUUAUUGUUAUAAAUCUCUCCCCCGCUGUACUAGUACGCCACGCUCAGCUCGCGAUUGACGAUGGUGUCAGAAGAAAGCCCUCUGUUGGCUAUCACUACGCAUGAAGCUAUUUAUGAUAGGUUCGCACCAGAUCAAAAGGGGUGGAUCGUGUUUCUCGUUUCUUUUGCGGGAUUUUUGCCUAUGUUUGUCUCAUCGACAUUCGUGCCUUCCAUCCCUCAGAUAGCUAAAGAUCUCGACUCGACGCAUGCUGUCGUCAGCUUGACCGUCAGUCUAUCGAUUUUGGCGAGUGCUGUCGGAGGGUUGGUUUGGGCUGCUUAUUCGUCCUUUUAUGGACGUCGAUCGAUAUAUUUGUGGGGGAUGCCGUUUGUAUGUGUUGGGAGUUGUGGUGUUGCACUGUCGACUUCAUUGCAGAGUCUGUUGUUCUGGCGAUUUGUGCAGACGUUUGGAUGCGCUGGGGGAAUGUCCUUGGGUGCUGGUGUUAUCGGCGAUAUUUAUAAAUUAGAGGAGAGGGGGACUGCUAUCGGGAUAUUCUUUGGUGCCACACUUCUGGGGCUCGCUGUUGCCCCGUUUCUUGGAGGUGCUGCGACACAGUAUUGGUCCUGGCGCAAUUUGCAUUAUUCCAUUGGUGCAUGGGGCUUGGUCCAAAUGCUUCUUCUGUACCUUUCGUUUCCUGAGACGAGCCAUCCCGGUACAUUGGGUAUCGAUAAAAUAAGGCGCAGGAGAUGGAUCCAUAUCACAUGGGUUAACCCUCUGAGAAGUCUCUGGUUGCUUCGGAGUCCGAACUUGUUUGCGAUUAUGCUUGCGUCAAGUCUAGUGCUCAUGAGUGACUUUGGUGCGUCAAUACUAUCUGCGCAGUGCAUUCUCACAUCAAGCAAUGCAGUUCUUCUCGUACCGCUGGCGUAUACAAUUGGCGUCCGUUAUGGAAUCACGAAUGAGGCCAUCAUCGGGGCGUGUUUCCUCCCAAAUGGACUGGGAAACUUCAUUGGAGCGCCGGUUGCAGGCCGCCUAUCAGACAUUGUGGUCAGAAGAUGGCGGGAGAAGCGCAGAGGAGUGUGGUACCCCGAAGACCGCUUGAGAGCGACAUGGAUCGGAGGGUUGUUCAUGGUCCCGUUGUCUGUUGGGGCAUCGGGGCUGAUCACGACGUAUGUUGAGGGGCCGAUCGGCCUUGCAUUGAAUCUAUUGUGCCUUCUCACAAAUGGAAUGGGGGUCGACUUCGUGGUGAAUCCCAUUGGUUCUUAUAAUGUGGACGUAGUGCAUUCUCGAAGUGCAGAGGCCAUAGCUGCUCACAUGGCGAGCAGGUCACUUGUGAUAUCUGCUGCGACUGCUCUUGUCAUUCCAUUGAUCGAGCGCAUAGGUGUUGCGUGGACGGACAUCAUCGCGGCUGUCCUUGCGGUCAUUGGACAAGGGAUCAUUUUCUUGACGAUUCGUUAUGGUGAUCGCAUGAGGGCGAGCAUAGACGUUGGUUUCUCGACCAUGGAGAAUAAUUGACCCAUUGAUCUGAAGGGAAAGAUUGAAUUAGAAUCAAUGUAUCAAGUUGGCAGGUAUCAGUCACUGUCGAGUGAAUUCGAGACUCAAGGGUAUGAGAAAAUAACAUGCGGUCGAUUCGGUUCAUCUACGAUUAGGCCUGAAUCAGGUUGAUUAUCCAUUAUCUGUGCUAGUCUGUUGUGUGCUCGUUGGAUGCUGUGGGUUUCUACAAUAUUGGUGCCGUUUGAAACCAAUAAUAUCAUACCACCCUGAACACAGACCGAGG
Molecule: messenger RNA, 1998 nt
Organism: Suillus subalutaceus
Lineage: Eukaryota; Fungi; Basidiomycota; Agaricomycetes; Boletales; Suillaceae
Product: major facilitator superfamily domain-containing protein
Exons: 14
Coding region: 309-1736 (475 amino acids)
Biological process (GO): transmembrane transport
Molecular function (GO): transmembrane transporter activity
Source: RefSeq, a predicted model, not a curated record